Molecule: messenger RNA, 3366 nt
Organism: Siniperca chuatsi (mandarin fish)
Lineage: Eukaryota; Metazoa; Chordata; Actinopteri; Centrarchiformes; Sinipercidae
Product: type I phosphatidylinositol 4,5-bisphosphate 4-phosphatase-A-like
Exons: 7
Coding region: 188-979 (263 amino acids)
Biological process (GO): phosphatidylinositol dephosphorylation
Cellular component (GO): lysosomal membrane; plasma membrane; phagocytic vesicle membrane
Molecular function (GO): phosphatidylinositol-4,5-bisphosphate 4-phosphatase activity
Source: RefSeq, a predicted model, not a curated record
GAUGUUUUUGUUAUUUCGCUUCCGCCUUCAGCUUUCUCGCCGUGUCAUGUGGAUGUCAAAGACCCAAACUGACAGGCUUUGGGGUUGAAAUUUCCUCAGCUACUCUUCCAGAAAUCUCUCUCGGUGGUCUGAGGGCUCUCAGCCGCAGCAAAGACUCGUUUCAAACGGCCGGGGUCCGGUGGGAGCGAUGGCGGACGGGGAACGGUCGCCGCUGCUGUCCGAGCAACACGACGGGACCAACGGCUUCUCUCCCGGGGUCAGCUCGCAUGGAUACCCGUCAAAACCACAGAGUUUGGCGCCGUUCCCCAGCUCGGUGGUACCAGGUGAUGCUCCACCCCCCUAUUCACCACAGGGCAGCCCGGACAGCAGCAGCGCUCCGGUCAUCAGCUGCCGGGUCUGUCAGAGCGCCAUAUCUGUGGAGGGCAAGACGCACCAGCAUGUGGUGAAGUGCAGCAUCUGCAACGAAGCUACGCCGAUAAAGAACGCUCCUGUUGGAAAGAAGUAUGUCCGCUGUCCGUGUAACUGUCUGCUGAUCUGCAAAGUCACGUCGCAGAGGAUCGCCUGUCCAAGACCAUACUGUAAACGUAUCAUCAAUCUGGGACCAGUUCACAUCGGCAGUGACAGUCCUGAACCAAUACAUCCGCCCGUUGGCAUCAGGAUCAUCUGUGGACACUGCUCCAAUACAUUCCUGUGGACAGAGUUUUCAGACCGGACCUUGGCCCGAUGUCCACACUGCCGAAAAGUCUCUUCUAUUGGUCGGCGGUACCCCAGGAGGAGGAGCCUGCUGUGCUUCCUGCUUUUCGUAGUCCUUGCCGCCUCCACUGCAGGACUUAUGGCUGGUACGUGGAAGCCCGCCCAGCACGCUAAAGGGAUCUACGUUUCGUGGGUGCUGCUGAUCCUGCUCGUUCUGUUCACCAUGGCAAGAACCAUCUACUGGAGGUGUCUGAAAAUCAGCGAGCCCAUAUCCAACAUCACGUAGAGAGAGAGCGAACGAGAGAAAGGGCUUUCCAAAAUCACAGAGAAAAAGAGAGGAAGGGAGGGGUGAAGGGAACAAAAGAUACAGAAGAGGUGUGAGGAGACAAAGAGAGAGGAAGAGAUGCAGCUAACAAAUUAAAAAUGAAGCUCCACAAUAUAUGAUAACGUAUGGUACCAACUAUGACAUGGAGAUUUUUCAUUGUCUCCAAUGUCUUCUUCACCAUCACAAAUUGGGGGUGGUUGUUACACGUUUGCAAAGAGGUUGGGCAGGUGAGGGUAGUUCGAGAUGAAGACGGACAGAUGUAUAGGCUGAACAAAAGUGAGCAGGAAAAAAUGUAUUUCAAGUAUUUGUUUUUGACUCGGUAGUUUUCUUUUAUGUUGGACUAAUAUGUUGUUUCAAAGCCUGAUGGUGCUAUUUCUCAGCUGGAGCUGCCAGCAGCUGUUAUGUUCACAACAAUAAUAUUUAAACAGAUGCAUUUUAAAUGUUUGUGCCCCAAAACUAUAAGGGAUCAGAGAAAUGAAAUAAUAAUUAAAAAAGUAAUGAGAUUCAGGUAAGCUGUUACCAGUUGAGCCCGGAUUGUAUGGAUAGAUUGAGGGAUUAAUGCAGUUUAAGUUAGCUUUUAAGUUAUAUAAUCAUACCAAAUGUGGGUAACAACAAUAAUUAAUCCUAAUCAAACUGAGCAUGUUGAAGGGAUGAAACAAGAUGCUUAUUUUUUGUAUUUUAAAUGAACUUCAGUCCAACCUUUUGACUUAACUCUUCAUUCUGUGUCACUUUUGUUAUUCUCUAUGUAAAUUUAAAAAGAAAGAGUAAAGAGUUUCGUUCCAAACUGAAGUAACCCACCACUGAAUCCCACAUUACUGCUUGCAAAAUGAUAAGAACUAUAAAAUAAAAUAAAAUAAAUGACGCUCCCCUUUUAAAGGAAUAUUUUGACAUUUUGGGAAAUACGCACAUUCGCUUUCUUGCUGAGAGUUAGAUGAGAUCGAUGCCACGCUCACAUCUGUAUGGUAAAUAUGCAGCUACAGCCAGCUAGCUUAGCUUAGCAAAAAGACUGGAAACGGGGAAACAGGUCACUAAUAUUAUCUCGUUUGUUUGAAACUGAAGUGCAAAAACAACAAAUUGUGCUUUUACUGGGUGUUGUGUGGGAUUAUUUCUUGUUUGUUGGUUUUGUUACCUUUGGACAGAGCCAGGCUAGCUUUUUCCCCGUUUCCAGUCUUUAUGCUAAGCUAAGCUACCCGGCUGCUGGCUGUAGCUCCAUAUUUCAUGUUUCAAAUUUUCCAGUAAAAUAUCUGAAAAUGGGAACAGAGACCUGAAAUAAAUGGCAAAAGCAACAGUAUUUACUUUCUGCAGAGCAUUAAUUAGCAGGUGAAUUAGUGGAUGAAUCCAUAAUUAUUCACCGUAUGAAUUUCUCACUAACAAUAAAGUACUAACAACCUCUCAUUUACCACUUAAAGUCAAAUUCAUAUUUUAAUUCAAUUUAUACAAGAAACAACAUGCGUUUGUUCAUUAAAAGCUGUAAAUGUUUUGUUCAUGUAGGAAGGCCUUCCAUCAGUCUGAGGAGAGUUUAUGUUUGAAGUGUGCAAAUUUGACAAGAUAUUAUUUGAAACAUGCGUUUAGUAAGUAUAAAGAAAAUAAACGAAGGCAACAAGCAAAGACAAAAGAGGUGGAAGCUGGUAAAGAAAGAAGAUAACAUACAUAAUAUGAUGAUGGAAUAGAGGAUGUACAUGGGGACAUGUUUAAAUCAAAAGACAGGCAUUAAUUCAGAGUAAGUGUCUUUUUAAUUUUCUUUGCAAGUCUCGUAGCAUGACAGCGUUCAGAUCAUCUCACACGGAUUUUGGGGCAUUUUAUGUUUUGUUUCAUUUGAUAAUUAUUCACAUCAAAUGUUCUGGACUGACAAAAUGAUACUUUGUCCAGAGUUAAUCUUCUAACCUGGACUGGAAAUCAUACAUCAACAUAUAAGAUUUCAGAAGUGAACUCUUCUUAUUCCGCUAAAUGCUUUUUAACUAAAGUUUUACCUGUUGGAGUCACUGAUAGAAAGCACUCGAAGCACACAGAGGGAAUUAAUUAUUUAUCUUCUCUCUUUUUAAUUCACAUCCGUCUCAUUUGAAGCAAACUGAAUUGAGCUGACACACUAGUAAAACCUGUUCGUGUCUCUUUGUUGAAGUGUAAAUAUAUUCAGUGGAUGUUGAUUAUUUUGGACUGUACAGAAUUAUCAGAGCUGUUGCUUCCCCCUCGUGGCUGAUUAAUGUAAGUUCCCGCUGACUGUGAAACAUGUUGCACUACACUGUACUGAUGUACUACUACUGUAUUUUUUUGUCAAUAUUAUUCUGGUGGAUGGUUUGUUGUUGUUGUUUUUUUGUAUAUUGUGAAGCAAAGUAAUACUUUUAACAAGG